Hyaena hyaena (striped hyena) is the source of this 569-nucleotide messenger RNA. It is a transcript of the gene RPP21, whose product is annotated as ribonuclease P/MRP subunit p21. The record is from RefSeq and is a predicted model, not a curated record. The transcript has 5 exons. Gene Ontology annotation, biological process: tRNA processing. The coding region runs from base 56 to 490 and encodes 144 amino acids. NCBI's taxonomy places the organism in Eukaryota, Metazoa, Chordata, Mammalia, Carnivora, Hyaenidae. Gene Ontology annotation, cellular component: nucleolar ribonuclease P complex.
GAGGGGCGGGACCUGCGGACGCUCUCUUGUGAGGCGCUUGUGCAGCCGAGAGUAGAUGGCUGGGCCAGUGAAGGACAGAGAGGCCUUUCAGAGGCUAAACUUCCUGUACCAGGCCGCCCACUGUGUCAUUGCGCAGGACCCCAAGAACCAGGCGCUGGCGAGGUUUUACUGCCACACGGAGAGGACCAUCGCAAAGCGGCUGGUCUUGCGGCGGGACCCCUCAGUGAAGAGGACCCUCUGUCGUGGCUGCUCUUCCCUUCUCAUCCCUGGCCUCACCUGCACCCAGCGUCAGAGACGAUGCAAGGGACAGCGCUGGACAGUACAGACCUGCCUAACAUGCCAGCGAAGCCAACGGUUCCUCAAUGAUCCUGAUCAUCUGCUCUGGGGAGACCGGCCUGAGGCCCAGCUGGGGAGCCAGGCAGGUGAGAGAUCCCAAAUUGCCACAACCCCUGCCAAACACAGCCCACCCCAUUUCACCCCACCUCCGUGAGGAAAAAGUGCAGCAUCAGAGCUCCAGUCACCAGUGAUGGAUUCACCUUAUCUUCGAAAUAAAGUAUAAUGAUGUCUCA